Molecule: messenger RNA, 716 nt
Organism: Capsella rubella
Lineage: Eukaryota; Viridiplantae; Streptophyta; Magnoliopsida; Brassicales; Brassicaceae
Product: oleosin GRP-17
Exons: 2
Coding region: 144-455 (103 amino acids)
Biological process (GO): lipid storage; sexual reproduction
Cellular component (GO): extracellular region; membrane; monolayer-surrounded lipid storage body
Source: RefSeq, a predicted model, not a curated record
UUGCAUGGAGCAUGAAUGUGUAGCGUCGCGUUCACGUAGACUUCCACUAGUUCUUGAUAAAACCCCACUUCUUCGCACCACCAAAUCACAAACCUUUCGACCAGAGAGAGAAAUCCCAGCCGUAUAACUUGAUCAUCCAAAAGAUGUUUGAGAUCGUUCAGGCGGUUUUCGCUGCCGCGGCUGCACUAGCUCUUAUGACAUUCGCCGGUAUAACCCUCGGCGGCUCAGUGGUUGCAUUAGUCGUAAGCACACCGCUUUUUGUCAUUUUCAGUCCGGUUCUCGUGCCAGCCACUAUAGCCACUACAUUGCUAGCUUCAGGUUUCACAGCCUCCGGUUCCUUUGGUGCCACGGCUCUCACCAUCCUUGCGUGGCUCUACAAGAAACGCACAGGGAAGGAUCUGCCAAAAAUUCCCGGAUUGACGCCACCGUCUAGUCCAGCAUCAUCGGGAAAAUAGGAUUAGGCGUUUCCUAAUAACGGAUGCUAUAUAUCAUAUGGAGGAACGUAACGUGGUCAUACUUAAUUACUAGCCUGGGUUCCAUAAAUAAAAUAAAAACUUACCCAUCUUCUCUUUUAAUAAAAUACUAGUUACGUUACCCCCGGGAUAUCUCCAGUGUCAUUCCAUUGAUGUAUAUCGAAUGUUACAAAAGAAGUAUAAUAAAUGUACCCAUUUUUAUUGUUUGUAAUGAAGUAAUAUCAUUGAGAAUAUUGCCAUAUA